This is a messenger RNA of Didymodactylos carnosus, 1719 nucleotides long. Lineage: Eukaryota; Metazoa; Rotifera; Eurotatoria; Philodinida; Philodinidae. The record is from the annotation of a GenBank genome assembly.
AUGGCAAUAAUUGAGCGUCCAAACCAGUUUUUCCCAUACGAUCGUGUAUCAUUACGAAAUAAUUAUUCGUCAUUUUCUGAUAACUCUUAUGCUCCAACGCGAAGAUCAUUUGGUGCAUCCAAUUUACCUCGGCCUGGGCAACAUCUCGAUGAUUCGGAUCUAUUAGCGUUGAAACAUCAAUAUGCCAAUAUUGGACUUCGUGAACAAAACAUGUUGUCGAAUUCGGCCGAAGAUUUGUCACAAUCAGAUCCACUCCCAUUUCAAUUCGGUCUAUUCGGAAAUGAAUAUAAUGAUAUAGAUGCAAACAUGGAGGAUGAUGAUGACCUUCACUUUGGUAUUGACCACAAUUAUGAUUAUGAUGUCGUAAUUAAAGAGCGUUUAAAAAAAGCAAACGCCGAAUUUGAACACGAUCAAACGCCAGCAGAAUUAAAUCAUCGCCAGCGUGUUUCAUUUGAUGCCGUUGUAAAAGCUGUGGAUAUUAUUCAAGAUGAUGACAGAGAAGACGAGUCUGGAAUGCAGAUAAAACGUAAUGUUACGGAUCAUGAAGAGGAUAAUGACAGUGACCUAGGUCAUCAGUCAGAUGUUAAAUAUGAUUACAUUAUAUUUGAAUUUGAUCUUACACAACCGAAAAGUGGACCAACUUUAUUACAACAACUGAAAGCUAUGCAGUUUCAUGGUGCAUUACCAUUAGAAAGAUUUUCCCCAAGAGACGAUCAAGAAGAGAUGCCAAUAUCAUCUGUUACUUCAAACAAUCAAAACACAAACGAUAAAGUUAGAGAUCUCACAUCAGCAAAAAAAGCAACAACCACAUUGCCUAAUGAAAGUUCAAAUUCAAACCCAAUGGUAGUAGCAAUCAAUGGUGUAUUUGAUCUCAAGAAUGAGGAUGAUUAUCUUGCGAGAAAAAAUCUUGCUAAACAACAAACAUCGCAUAAUGACAUACAAGGAAAGAUCCUGCCACCAAAAGUCUCAUUUGAAUCGAGACAACCAAUAAUUACAUUUAAUGAAAAUGAGCCGAAAAAAGCAACAACUUUAUCACCAUUAAAAAGGCCAAAAUCAUCCGAUGUUACUUCGUCUAGAAAUCGAAUUAAUUUUGAAUCUAAACCUGACUCAAGACCAAAAAGUGCUAGCACAAUGAAAUCGACAGACAUUUCUUUGAAAAAAUCAACAUCCGGUGUCAAUUUUGCCGAAUUAAAUCGAAAUUAUAUUGAAAAGAAAAAAUAUCAGCAGAAAGAAGAUUUAAGACUAGAACGUGAGGCACAAGAGAAACGUGACAAGGAACUUUUACUAGCGAAAGCAUCGUUUGAUCAAUGGUUAAAAGAUAAAGACUCGGAAAGAAAGCGAUUAGAGGAAGACCGUCGUAAAAAAGAAGAAGAAGAAAAGGCUCGACAGUCGAAAGAAGAUGAAGAAAACGAGAAAAAGAGAAAGAAAAUUCGUCGUGAAUGGGAGGAAAAAAAGAGACAACAAACAAUGAAUCAAAAUGAACUGAGAAAAUUACAAGAAGAAGAAGAAGAAGAUAAUGAGUCGGCAGAUACAAUAAAAACAGGACCUGGACAUCGUGCAUUCCGCAGGUGGUUACGUCAGAAAUAUGAACAGUCAUUAGAAGAAAAACGUCAACUUCGUUUAGAAGCCAAAAAACUUCGGAGACGGCAAAAAAAAUCUUUGACACGUUAUCGAUUAGAUCAAGAUUUACAAUUAGCUAAAUCAUUUGGGUAUUCUUGA